AUGGCGACAAUUACUGAAGAGCUGAAAAUCGAGACUCUCCGGUUAGAGAACUCUAUCGUCACAUUUGAAUCCUUUGACCUGCCAACUUCCAACCAACGUAUCCUCGGACCACCGCAUCCCAAGAACACAGUUAUCCCGCUUGCACUGCGACCCACCGAUGCCGACGCCAAGGCAACUCUCGAUGAUGUGGUAGAGACAGUCAAGACUCUCCAAGAAAAAGAUGGCAUUUUAACCAAGAAGCUCGCAAGGCAUGGCACGCUGCUGUUUCGAAAUCUUCCUAUCUAUAACGCAGAAGACUUCAGCAAAUUCGCGCAUGCUUUCGGCUACGAACCCCACGAAAUUAUUGGCAUUGUAGUGGAUAGACCACUUCUUGCGCCAAAUGUCGCGCCCGCCAACGAAGCACCCAAGGAGGUCCUGAUAUACAGCCAUAACGAGUCACCGCAAGUACCGCAUGCGCCCGAGUAUAUCUUUUUCUAUGGACAUAAUGCACCGUCCAAGGGCGGGGAAUCACCGAUAUCUUCUUCAUUGGAACUGUUCAAUCGUGCACAGCAAGAGAUUCCAGAAUUUAUCGCUGAACUAGCUGAGAAAGGAGUUUUAAGCAAAGUGACCUACCGAGUGGAGAAACAGUACGAGGGUGGAUCUACACUGAAGCAGGCCUUUGGCAAGGAGAUCCAAGAUGGUGACGACGAAGAGACUAAACGUCGCAAGAUCGAGGCUCAGAUCUCCCGCUACGGCAGAGGGGAACAUACAACAUGGGAGUGGACCGAGGAUGGUCUUGUAUUGACGCAUCGGCUACCUGUCAUCCGAACGCAGCCCGGUACAAACCUGCCGACUCUUUUCACUGGAUUGGCAGCCUAUUGGAAACGUACGCAGUUUGAUACCGAGGCGCGCAAGAAGGUCACACAACAGCUCUUCGGGGAUGGGACACCUAUUCCUGAAAAGUAUCUCGCACACCUAGCGAAGAUCACAGAUGAGAUUCGGGUUCUGCAUCGUUGGCAGAAGGGUGACGUGUUGGUUUAUGAUAACAUCAUUGCUCAACAUGGAAGAGAACCGUGGCAAGGCGAGCAAUCCGAUCGAGUGAUUAUGGCAAGUUUAUUCGAUGGUGAAAGCGUGCCAGGUGCUUAUGGGUUUGGAGACUGGGCGCAGGUUGUGCAAGCACUCGAAUGA
This is a messenger RNA of Penicillium vulpinum, 1167 nucleotides long. Its product is annotated as Taurine catabolism dioxygenase TauD/TfdA. The coding region runs from base 1 to 1167 and encodes 388 amino acids. Gene Ontology annotation, molecular function: oxidoreductase activity. Lineage: Eukaryota; Fungi; Ascomycota; Eurotiomycetes; Eurotiales; Aspergillaceae. The record is from RefSeq and is a predicted model, not a curated record. The transcript has a single exon.